UGCAGUUUAUCAGCAAGAGAGAAGACGCGAAAGAUGUCCAUCGUGAAAACCACCGUGAAUCUCCAGAGGAUUGACUGGCUGCUGCCGAAAGGUGCAGUCAGUGUGCGGAUCGCCCCGGAAUACAUCCCCGGUCCAGUUGGCCGAGGACAAACCAGUUCCAGUGAUGCUGGCCGUCGGAAGAAGUGCCGCACCGGGCCGCCGGCAGCCAGCUCCCUGACCACGUCUGCCUCUCCUGGAUCUGCUGCCAUCCCGGUGGCAACCAGCAGGGGUCAGCAGGGCACAGGUCGCCGUAGAAAUACGGCGGGAGGCCGGUCAGGGCGAAGAAGGAGGUAUGACCAACAGAAGGGGUUAGAGCCUAAGCCCAGCUCACCAACCUUCUCCUCCUCUUCAUUUUUAUUUCCGUCUUCAGCCCCCUCCCCUUUUGUUUCAUCCCCAUUUCUUUUUAUGGGCUCCUCUGUUUUAUUGCCACACUUAGUCACACCUGUAAGCCCAGCUCCACAUCCAUUUUCAGCUCCAGGCCUGGUUCAUCUGACCCCUCUGCUUCAGGCUCCAGCACAGGCUGUAGCCGCCUCAUCUCACCUGGAAAAAUUCUAUUGGUUGUAUAACUUUUAUGUAACCAAGUAUUCUAAAAUGACCUAUGACGCCAAGUGCUUUACUGAGUACUGGUGUCAGGAGUUUUGGAACAGACAUUUAAAUGAAAUUAACUUAGCGAAACAGGGGAAGAAUGAGGAUAAUGAGGGUACUCAUUCAACCAAGAGGCGUAGGAUUGAUGAAGAUGAGUUCAUCUUUCCUAUUGAUGCACUGGAGCAGCUAAGUACCAUGCCCAGGGCUCAGGAGAUGGGUGUGGAGAUGGGCUAUCAGUCAGAUGCACAUAGCUACAUUUCCCUGUAGAUUCAGCACAUAAUUACACGAGAGUUGUCAUACAUACUUAGGAUAAGAUAAAAUUAGGAUAUGUUACCAUGUAGUUCUAUAGCAUAAGGUACUAUAGGAUAAGAUUAAGAUAGGAUAAGGUUAAGAUUGUAUAGAAUAAGAUUAAGAUAGUCUUAACUUGUAUGCCAUUUUAUGUUUUACAAAGACAUGAUAAAUUACCAUAAGUUUAGGAUAAGAUUAUAUAAGAUAGGAUUGCAUAGCAUAAGAUAAGAAAGAUAGGAUAAGAUAACAUAGAAUAAAAUUAAGAUAGGAUAGGUUACGGUAAGCUUAAGAUUGUACAACAUAGGA
Messenger RNA from Brienomyrus brachyistius, 1218 nucleotides. RefSeq lists its product as uncharacterized. Bases 34 to 891 code for a protein of 285 amino acids. The transcript is spliced from 2 exons. The record is from RefSeq and is a predicted model, not a curated record. Lineage: Eukaryota; Metazoa; Chordata; Actinopteri; Osteoglossiformes; Mormyridae.